Molecule: messenger RNA, 1448 nt
Organism: Pseudoliparis swirei
Lineage: Eukaryota; Metazoa; Chordata; Actinopteri; Perciformes; Liparidae
Gene: c24h4orf33
Product: chromosome 24 C4orf33 homolog
Exons: 6
Coding region: 99-767 (222 amino acids)
Source: RefSeq, a predicted model, not a curated record
ACUGCGUGAAAAGGGCGAGCACGUUGUAUAAAAGGACACGAGGAGCCCAGCCAGAGCACAGUUGAAACUAUAUUAUUUUAACCAGUUUUAAUAACAACAUGGGGGAAUUCCGUUCACUCCAGUUUCUGACACUUCUCCACAUUCUGCUAUGCUGUGCAUCUCUUCCUUUUAAGAAAAUGGAGUUUUUCAUCCAGCACACUUGGGACAGCGAGCCCGUGACUCAUGACCCCAUCAGGAUCGACUUCUCUCCCGGCCAAGGAGGGCUGAAGAUAGAGAUGUUCGGUCCCUUCUUCAAUGACCCGGCGGGCCCCGAUAGUCCCCCGAGCCAGGCCUUUCCCGGACUCUGGAAUUAUGAAGUUGUGGAGACCUUCUUCCUCGACAGCACCACCGUAAACUACCUGGAGGUGGAGUUUUGUCCACAUGGACAGCACCUGAUAUUAUUGCUAUCAGGAGUCGGCCAAGCAUUCCAGCAACAACUGCCCAUGGUGUUUAACGCCACCAUCAAAGGGGACCGGUGGAUGGGCGAGGCGCUCCUGCCCUGGUCAUACUUCCCUCCCAACAUCAACAAGAUGAACUGUUACGCAAUCCACGGCUCGGGGGAGGGGCGCACCUACGAGGCGCUGUACCCCGUCCCCAAGGACGAGCUGGCCGAGGGCCAGAAACCCAAUUUCCACCUCCUGCAGUAUUUCCAAAACUUCCGCCUGCAAAGCAUCAUGGGAGAAGAUUGGGUCCAGCCACAGUCCGAUCUGUGGAUAGGAAAGCCCUGAGCUCUUCAAAAGAACACUCCCUUGUCCUUUUGUCUCUCUUUUGCACACACACACACACACACACACGCAGGCACACACUCAUUGGUGGCAAACAAAGGGCAAUCAAUCUUUAUUAGUUAAUGACGCCAAACGAUAUGACAAGAAAUAUAUUAUCAGCUUGUCAGAGCGUAUUAGCCUCUACACACACACACACACACACCUUCCAUCCAUUUACACACACACACACAUCACAAGGUAUUGGACGUCAGCUUAAUUUGCCCGGGCAGAGCGUGACCUACAGCGGUUCUACUGCGGAUGAUUUGACACUUGGCUCCUGUGCGUUUCACUUUAGUGGAUAGAACACAGCCGGUCCUUGUGAUUCCUCGCCUUGUCUGUUCAGAGACACACACACACACACACACACACACACACACCAUUGAAGGGAAAAAUGUGUUCUUCAGCGAUCCGUUCUAAAGCUUUUUCAAUCAGCGUAGUACUGUAUAUGGAUCCCUAUUCAACCCUUUCACUUUCUUUAUUAAAUGCCUUUCACAAUUAAAUGUGUGUACAUGUCGACUACACACUCACCAUGAAGUGUAUUGUGUGUGUUGUUGACUCGCUUGUCACUUUAAUUGUGUUCCUGCUGUGUGAUUAUGUUUCAGUGCCAUGCAUUAAAGUAAUGUUCCUGCACUUUAAAAAAUAUGA